AUGGCUCCUGUGUACGUGAAAGGAGGAGCUUGGACCAAUGUUGAGGACGAGAUUUUGAAAGCUGCUGUGGCUAAGUAUGGGUUGACGCAGUGGGCUCGAGUCAGUUCUUUACUUGCUAAGAAGACAGCGAAACAGUGCAAAGCUAGAUGGGAAGAAUGGUUGAACCCGAGAGUAAACCAUCUUGAAUGGUCUCGGGAUGAAGAUGCAAAAUUGUUGAGACUGGCCAGACUUAUGCCAAACCAAUGGAGGUCCAUUUCUAAUAUUACUGGGAGAACGGCGACUCAAUGCGUCGAGCGAUAUCAGAAACUUUUGGAAGAAGCUGGAGGAGUAAGUAGUGAUCUAAGACACAUGGAGCUAGGACUUUCAGGCCCAGGUAUUGAGUCGAAUGCACCAGUAGGUGCUGAGUUCAAACUUGGUGAUAUCAACUUGAAUCCAGAGAACAAACCUGCCAUGCUCGACACUGUAGAUAUGGACGAAGAGGAGUUGGAAAUGUUAAGUGAAGCACGGGCCAGGUUGGCCAAUACACAGGGCAAAAAAGCCAAACGAAAAGUUAGAGAAAAGUUUUUGGAAGAAAGUAGGUAUAUUGCCGAAUUGCAGAAAAGAAGAGAAUUGAAACAGGCAGGAAUUGGAGGAACCAAAAAAAGAAAGAAACAAGAUAAUCAGGUUGAUUAUUUAUCUGAUGUUCCUUUUGAAAGGGCUCCAUAUCAGGGAACUUAUGAUGUUGAUGAUGAAAAUUUAGCCAAUCUAAAAGAAAUGGAGGAUUACCAACUCAGGGCUAACAAGUAUGGUAUUCAAGAUCAGGACGCUCAGAAGCAGAAGAGAAAACGAAAGAGAGAGAAGGAAGAUGAGAAGAAGAAGGAUCAAAUGGCUCAAAUAGUGGUGUUUGAAGAACUUUAUCCCACUAAAAAGAAGAAACUAGACUUGCCCGAACCCGGAUCUGUGGUCGGUGAUGAAAUCACAGAUGACGCCAUUAUUCAAGCUACGCAACAAUUAAUAAGGCGAUCCCAAAAACAAUCAUUUAUAGGAAGCACCGCUGAUGAACUAGAAUCAGAAAGUACUAAUGGUAAAUUGGACAAUGUUAGGCCAGCACCUGUUUCUGCAAAGAAGGAGAGGAAACGAUUGGUUGCUCUAAUUCGAACCAAAUUCUCCCAGCUGCCCAAGCCGAAGAAUAAUUUUCAAAUUACUCUUCCCCACGAAUCCCAAGCUUUUGUUACUGGUAAUGAAAAUGAAAUUCGUGAUCAAUACAUCGAUUUAGGAGAGGCAGAGAGAAGAAUAAAGCUUCAUGAAGAGGAAGAGUAUUUCAAAUCUCUUUCAAGAAGAUCCCAAACGAUUCAACGAGGGUUGCCAUUGCCAUCACCUACAGCAAUUCCUUCUACGAACAACUUGUUGCAGGAUCUAGUUGACCAAGAAAUAAUGAAAAUGAUAGAAUCAGACUAUAAUCAGGUCAAUGAUGUUCCAGGGUUCAGAAUCACACAAUUAACAGAGGAAGAGAAACAACAAGCAGAUUUGGAGAUAUUUGAAGAAAUAACAAAGAACCAGGACAGCUUCCUGAAAUUUCAGGACCAUCUGAGAAAUUUAGAUCUGUUCAAAUCAUUUGAGUACACAAAGAGUUUCAGGAACCUCCGAUCACAAUAUUUGAAAACCCGCAUUGAUGACAUCUCAAAACUCGAAUCCACAAUUAAUCUACAAAAUGAGGAUAUCAUUGACAAACACAACCAAUUAAUUCAAAGCCUUGAGGAGCUGCAGACUCUAUCAAUUAAACUUGACAUGGAGUAUAACGUCUUUGGUCACUUUCGUGAGAAUGAACGCAUGGUGAUCCAAGUUCGAACUGAAGCACUUCAAGACGAAGCGGAUGAAGCAAAGAAAAUUCAACGAAAGGCUGAACUCAGGUACAACAAUCUUCUUGAAAAUUUAAAUCACUAA
Molecule: messenger RNA, 1923 nt
Organism: Komagataella phaffii GS115
Lineage: Eukaryota; Fungi; Ascomycota; Pichiomycetes; Pichiales; Pichiaceae
Product: Essential splicing factor
Exons: 1
Coding region: 1-1923 (640 amino acids)
Biological process (GO): mRNA splicing, via spliceosome
Cellular component (GO): spliceosomal complex; Prp19 complex
Source: RefSeq, a predicted model, not a curated record